Messenger RNA from Alligator sinensis (Chinese alligator), 3713 nucleotides. It is a transcript of the gene CNOT4, whose product is annotated as CCR4-NOT transcription complex subunit 4. Gene Ontology annotation, molecular function: RNA binding; ubiquitin-protein transferase activity; metal ion binding. Gene Ontology annotation, biological process: protein ubiquitination. The transcript has 12 exons. The record is from RefSeq and is a predicted model, not a curated record. The coding region runs from base 392 to 2638 and encodes 748 amino acids. Lineage: Eukaryota; Metazoa; Chordata; Crocodylia; Alligatoridae. Gene Ontology annotation, cellular component: CCR4-NOT complex.
CUGCUAAGCAGACCGUGGGCACUUGUGAAUGUCUGGGAUAACUAUAUUUGCUGAAGCUGAACACCAUAAUUUGGAAAUUCUGAUAUUCAAGUAGGUGUUUCAAUUUGUUGAGUUGGAUUUCAUUUUUGGGAGAAAACAAAUCAACUAAAGGAGCGCUGCACCAAGACUUUGGGCAUAAAAAGCCCUUCUGAGGCAGAAAGGAGACGUGGUCGUCCGUAUUAUGAACCUACAUUGUAUUUUGGCAUUCCUCCAUCUAUGGAACACAAGAUAAUUCAGACAGAACUGAGGCUGAGGUACCCACCAAUUGGAGUAUUAAAGGGCCUUGAUAGAAGAAACUGAGGAGAACACUACCUCCAGGGCCCCCUGACAUUAGUGAUAUAGACCAAGACCCAUGUGUGCCAGAGACUGCCAAGAUCAGUUUGGUCUCAAAAACUUCAGAGAUGGUGGCAGGAGUGUGUUUGAAGUGUGUUUUGAAGACAGCACUUUUUCAAAAGUGGGAGGACUUCCAGUCAAGCCAUACCCAGAAGAUCCAGCAGUGUACAAACCACUCUCCCAGGAAGAGCUGCAAAGGAUAAAAAAUGAAAAGAAACAGAAGCAAAAUGAGAGGAAACAGAAAAUAUCAGAGAAUCGCAAACACCUGGCUAGUGUACGGGUGGUACAGAAGAACCUCGUAUUUGUGGUAGGGCUAUCCCAGCGUCUAGCAGAUCCAGAGGUUUUGAAACGACCAGAAUAUUUUGGGAAGUUUGGUAAAAUACAUAAAGUAGUUAUCAACAACAGCACAUCAUAUGCAGGCUCACAGGGUCCGAGCGCAAGUGCAUAUGUAACCUACAUCCGGUCAGAAGAUGCUCUGAGAGCUAUACAGUGUGUCAAUAAUGUGGUGGUAGACGGCAGAACACUUAAGGCUUCUUUAGGUACAACAAAAUACUGCAGUUAUUUCCUAAAGAAUAUGCAGUGUCCAAAACCAGACUGCAUGUAUCUACAUGAGCUGGGGGAUGAAGCAGCCAGUUUCACAAAAGAGGAGAUGCAGGCGGGUAAACACCAGGAAUAUGAACAGAAGCUACUGCAAGAAUUGUACAAACUAAAUCCCAAUUUCCUCCAGCUGUCUACGGGUACAGUUGACAAGAACAAGAACAAAGUGACAGCACUGCAGAGGUAUGAUGCACCCAACAGUAAUAACAAAGAUGCCUGGCCAUCAUUACAGAGUUCAAGUAAAUCAGCCAACGGUUUAACAAUGGAACACAGGAAAACGCCUCCUAUAUUAGAAAAUGGCACAGACCCAGAACACAUGACUCCAGAUGGUGCAGACUCAGAUUUCGGCCCUAUCGACAAACCUACAGAUUCUCUCAGUAUAGGAAAUGGUGACAACUCACAGCAGAUAUCAAACAGUGACACACCUUCACCACCGCCUGGUUUAUCAAAACCCAAUCCAGUUAUACCCAUCAGUUCAUCCAAUCAUAGUGCACGGUCUCCCUUUGAAGGGGCUGUAACAGAGUCACAGUCGCUCUUCUCAGACAACUUUCGGCAUCCCAACCCCAUCCCAAGUGGGCUUCCCCCAUUUCCCAGCUCUCCGCAGACUUCCAACGAUUGGCCAACAGCACCAGAACCACAGAGCCUCUUCACAUCAGAAACCAUCCCAGUAUCCUCCUCUACAGACUGGCAAGCGGCUUUUGGGUUUGGUUCCUCCAAACAGCAAGAGGACGACUUAGGGUUUGACCCCUUUGAUAUCACCCGCAAAGCCUUAGCAGACCUGAUUGAGAAGGAACUGUCAGUCCAAGACCAACCUUCCCUCUCGCCCACAUCUCUUCAGAACCCUACCCCACACACUACAACCGCCAAAGGGUCAGGCUCCGGAUUCCUGCAUCCUGCUGUACCCCCAAAUGCCAACUCUCUCAGUAACACCUUUCCAGUCUUGCCACAGAGGUUCCCACAGUUUCAGCAGCACCGAGCAGUUUACAACUCCUUCAGUUUUCCAGGCCAAGCAGCUCGCUAUCCUUGGAUGGCUUUCCCACGCAAUAACAUCAUGCACUUGAACCACACAGCAAAUCCCACCUCAAAUAGUAAUUUCUUGGACUUGAAUCUCCCACCACAGCACAGCACAGGUCUGGGAGGGAUCCCUAUAUCAGACAACAGCAGUUCUGUAGAGAGUUUAAAUAUGAAGGAAUGGCAGGACGGGCUAAGGGCACUUCUACCGAACAUUAACAUCAACUUUGGUGGACUGCCCAAUGCUUCUUCCCCCUCCAACGCCAACCACAGUGUACCAACGUCCAACACUGCCACCACCGACAGCCUGAAUUGGGACAACCCUGGCAGCUGGAUGGACCCCGCAAUCAUCACAGGUAUCCCAGCCUCCACAGGAAACAGUUUAGACACUCUUCAAGAUGACAAUCCACCCCAUUGGCUAAAAUCUCUUCAGGCGCUCACAGAGAUGGACGGCCCCAGUGCAGCCCCAUCACAGACGCACCACAGUAACCCCUUCAGUGCACAGAUCCCUCUUCACAGAGCCAGUUGGAAUCCCUACUCUCCUCCUUCAAACCCCACCAGUUUUCAUUCCCCCCCUCCAGGCUUUCAGACAGCCUUCAGACCCCCCAGUAAAGCCCCCACAGAUCUACUACAGAGCUCAGCACUGGAUCGUCAUUAGGAAAGGUGGAAAAAAACGUUAGAAAUGCAGGAAUUGCCCCACCCUGACUCCUUCCCACACCUACCUGCCGCUCCCCCUCAUAUCUUUCUUUCUGAAGAAUCCAGUUCCUGAUCAAACCUCCCCCCCGCCUCCAAAUGCAAUGCGAUCACAGGGUCAUGACCGUAUCUUUUUUUUGUUACGUUUCUGCUGAGCCAGUGUUUGAAAUUACACUGAUUUAAAGUUUCCUUAAACAUUCUAAGAAAAAAGAGAGAGAGAAAUUAAAAUGCAGUCUCAAUGCUUAAAGAGAAUAUUACUGUCUUAUGUCUUUUUUUGCACAUGUGUAUUUCUGCCUAGUGGAAAUGUCAAUCUACAGUAGGGGAAAAAUGUAAUGUAAACUGCAGAAUCAAUUGCAGAAACAUAAAGCAAGUUAUUUAAUUUAAAUGAAAUUACUGAACAUGUGGGGCAAGCAGAGGCCUAGCAUUUAUUUUGCAUUCAGUGUGUCACUACACAGGGAAAUUGCUAUGUAUUUUUUUUUGUUGGAAAGGGGGACUUUAUUGUGUCAGUCAGUAAAAGGUUUGACAUAAAGUGUGUUGAAGGACAAAACUUGUAGAAGUAACUGGCAUGUUGCUAAAGAGUGGUUUAAAGAGGGGAAAAAUAAGAUUUCUUUUUAAAUUUUGGCUUUAGAUUUAAAGUAAACUUUAAUGUUUUAAAAGUAUUCACAGAUUUAAUACCUAGUGUAUACAUAAUAUAAUUAUAAGCAGCUGAAACACGAGUGAUAUUUACUUCAGUCUUUCUGUCUCCUCUGUCAGUCUCUCUUUCUUUUUUUUUAAAUUCACCUGAUUAGGGCACUCUGGGAUAGCACUGCAUUGGGUCCACAUGAUCACCAUCAGGAGCACAACCUUUGACCUCCUUUGCCUGCAGCUUUUACUUAACCCUGUAGUUUCUGGACGUUUGUGCAGUAUUGAAAAGACGGGAAAAAGAAACAGAUAAAUAAACAUGGUUAUAACCUGACGCUAAAACUAAAAACAAGGAAAUGUACCUCUUUCUUCAGAAUUAAAACUAAAAAUCUUAAAUAAAACAGAAAACUUGACAGUGA